AGACAUUCAGGUGUAAUUAAGUAAAUUUUGAAUAUUUUAUAGUAUAUGAGAGAAUAAUUAAUAUUAUUUAAAAACCAUAUUUAAAUGCGUUUAUAUAUUUAUAUAAUGAAUUAUACCACAUUUAUUUUAUUUAAUACAUAUGUAAAUCUCUCUUUAUCUGUAACCUUGAAUUUGAUUUACCAAUAAUGGAACAUAGUUAAGCGUUAAUAGUUCAAUAAUAUAUCGAAGAUCAUUUUAUAUUUUUAACGAAACGUAAUUUAUAUUUAUAGUUGUAAGUUGUUAUUGCUGUUAAUGUUACUGAUAUACAAAUUGUCAGAAAUAAAUACUUUUACCUGUUUAUAAAAAUAAUCGUGAUUUAUUUAAAAAAUUUUGUUCCAAAUGCAUGAAAUUAAUUACUGAUAAUCUUUUGAACUUCGUGCAUGCUUCUCUCCAAUGAAGUUUGAAGAAGUUUAUAUCUCAAGAAAGGAACAGAAUGGUAUCAGUAGUCAAUAGGUUAAAGGGGAUUUAUCUUUUCCGAGCUGCAGUGAGACUGGUCUUGGAAUAUAUCGAAUGGUUAACCGAGAAGUCUGUAGUUGAAGAAGUCAGUGACGAUAUUACAAUUAAUAUUCGGAAGGCACAAGAAAAAAAACACGAAAAGAAAGCUCUUACUCUAGAGGAUCGUUCUUAUUUAUUAACGAGGCCAGAAGACCGAUCAUCGGACGACAGAAAAUAUAUAUAUGAAUUAUUUAAAAAGUUUCACGUGUUCAAAAAAUAUCCUGAACAUUUGAGAGAAAUUUUAGCGAGGGUAUGCUUUUAUCAAUAUUUACGACCUGAUCGCGUAAUUGUGCGACAAGGUCGCGAAGCUGAAAAUCUUUACUUCAUUAUAAGCGGAGAAGUCAGCGUAUCGAAAAUAGUUAUUGAUCGCUGGACUGGUGAUUCGGAAGAGGUUGAUAUGGGCAUUUUGAGUCCUGGCGAUAUAUUCGGUGAAGUCGCAUUGUUGCAUGAAAUACCAAGAUCAGCAGCAGUAUUUACAAAAACCGCAGUAGAUUUGAUUCGCAUUCCUCGCUUAGAAUUCGAUGACGUUUUGCGGUCUCCUUUAAAAAGAGAGUGGGACAUAUUGCAGGAUGCGUUAGUACAUUUCAAUUAUUUUAAAUGUUGGGAUGAAGAAACAAUACGAGAAUGUUGUAUUCUCAGUAAAUUAAAGGAUUUUCAACCUGAUGAGGUUUUGCUAGGUGACGGUAAAGGAAUGGUGAAUCAUGUCCAUUUUCUAUUAGAAGGUGAAUGUCGUCUGAUAGAACACAUGAUUGUUCGUAAAACACAUUCUGUUUAUGGAACUCAAUACGAAUUAUACGAUCCUGAAAAGAAUAAUGCAAAGAAGGAACCCAGAUUAUUAAAGAGCUUAGAAAUGGCUACAAAGAUGGACGAAUUAGAAUACGAAUAUGAAACUACCAAAGCAAGUGACAUGGACGAGGAUAUCGACGGAAGUCGAGAUCUCAUAGAUUAUGCACAACUCUUACUAUCAUCGAAAGCAACUGAUAGGAGAAUGGAUUUUGAACGUUCAAGCGUCAUUACAACUACAUUAUUAGAUGUUAUGAAUGAAUGGCAAAAAAUUACGGAUGUAGCAGAAAUGUUAAUGAGAGAACCUUCAUCAACCUCUCAGCAACGUUAUCCGACUGACGUACGUACAAUAUUUAUGCAAAUUUGUACGUUUAACAGGGGUGCGUGUUUCGGCUUAGGAGAAAAUAUGGUUAAUCGAAGAAUAGUAGCUACUUCAUCCGUAAGAUGUUUUUUGGUUCCGCGGUAUUGGUUGAGAAUUCAUAAUCGUGCAAAUAUUUGGGAACGCGUAAAGUUGUUCUUGGAUUCCAAAUUUCCUACUGAGGGGCAAUUAUUUGAAAAAUUCGUAACAAAUCGCAGGUGGCUAGAGUACAAGAAGACUUUAAUUGAAGAUAUAGGUAGAAAAGGUCGACGUAUUCAUAGCAAUGUAUCAAUACAUGAUGUUCCUUAUGCGAUUAGGAUUGCCAACGACAUAGGCAUGGAAAUGUAGUCCUACGAUUUUUUAAUAAAAAGAUUGCGGAUAUUUACGUGUUUUACUAUCUAAGAAAGACAUAUGACAUCUAUAAUAUAAAAUAUACACACA
Molecule: messenger RNA, 2116 nt
Organism: Bombus pascuorum
Lineage: Eukaryota; Metazoa; Arthropoda; Insecta; Hymenoptera; Apidae
Exons: 10
Coding region: 473-2023 (516 amino acids)
Source: RefSeq, a predicted model, not a curated record